Messenger RNA from Triticum aestivum (bread wheat), 1863 nucleotides. RefSeq names its product transcription factor bHLH133. The coding region runs from base 300 to 1454 and encodes 384 amino acids. Gene Ontology annotation, molecular function: DNA-binding transcription factor activity, RNA polymerase II-specific; RNA polymerase II cis-regulatory region sequence-specific DNA binding; protein dimerization activity. Lineage: Eukaryota; Viridiplantae; Streptophyta; Magnoliopsida; Poales; Poaceae. Gene Ontology annotation, biological process: regulation of transcription by RNA polymerase II. The record is from RefSeq and is a predicted model, not a curated record. The transcript is spliced from 9 exons. Gene Ontology annotation, cellular component: nucleus.
CUCCCAAGUUUCUUCCACUCCACCAAGCAUAGCUCCUCCCAAUUCAAAAAAGAAAAAGGUGUAGCUCUUCUGGUGCCAUGAGAUUCCCUGUCUUCUCCAAAGGCUCUCAUGCUUUCUCCUCCUCUCUCUAAAGGUUGACCUGUCUAGUAGAGAACCGUGGAGCUUGUUCAAAGCGAGAGAGAGAGAGAGAGAGAGAGAGAGAGAGAGAGAGAGAGAGAGAGAGAGAGAGAGAGAGAUUUGGGCCAGUGGGUGCUUGGUGUUGCUUUGUGGGGGAAGAGAGAGCUAGCAUAUCGGAAGAUAUGGAUAGGGGGCUCGUCCAGGGAUCAUCACCACUAGUGGGGGAGAUGGGGGAAGGCCAUGGAUGGCGGGGCGUGAAUAAUUUGAGACCCCCCUUUGAGCAGAACAAUCCUUCUAUUUCCUUGCCCUCCACCAGCACAUCAACCUUCUCAUCCCCGAUCAAUUCGUUCUCAUCUCUGCUCCUCUCGAAUCAUUAUCCACUGCCUACAACCAGCACUGCGCCUUGGAACGACAGCAGCAACAGCAACCAUGCUCAGCAGCUCCAAGAUCCAUGGAAUAAUCUCUUCAUGCCAACCAAUGGUGAACUUGCUAAUGAUGAGGAGAGGCACAAGACUUUGGAAGGCCAGGCGCUGUUUCCAGCUACAACCACCGGAGAAGGAGAAGAGGGCGAUGGGAGCAGCGCCGCCGGCCACAUCUACAGCAACACCGCUAGGCAUGGGAGCAGCCUAGCUGGUGAUGAGUUCCAAUUGGUAAUGUCCUCUCCAUCUCCAUGGUCCAGGGGUGUUCAGCACUACCACCACAACACCCUGCAGCAGCAAGCUUCCUCCGCCUCCACCACCUCCCUCGGAAACAACAUGCUGGACUUCUCAAACAACGGUUCACCACGUGAGUGCACGAGCACAGCAUCUGGAGCAGCUUUCAAGAAGGCUAGGACCCAAGAACCAUCCCCGGCUCAAUCUACUGUUAAGGUGAGAAAGGAGAAGCUAGGGGAUAGAAUAACUGCCCUUCACCAGCUCGUCUCCCCAUUUGGGAAGACUGACACUGCGUCUGUACUCCUUGAAGCCAUUGGGUACAUCAGAUUCCUACACGGUCAAAUUGAGGGCCUGAGCUCGCCGUACCAGCUGGUCGGCGGCGGCGGCGACGGAGGUGGGGGCUCCGGCAGCUCCAAGCAGCGGCACCAGGCCAGCGUGCAACAAAAAGAAAAGAGCAGCAUAUUUCCAGAAGAACCUGGCCAGCUGCUACAUGGCGAUGCCACGAGGAAGAGAGGACGCCCUGAUCAGGACGAAGACAGCUGCGAGGAAGCAAUGACGAAGGACCUGCGGAGCAGGGGGCUCUGCCUCGUCCCGGUGAGCUGCGCGCCGGACUUUGGCGCCGACGUCGGACCGGCUGACUACUGGACGGUGGCGCCGCCUUUCGGGAUGGGGUUCGGCCGGUAGAUGCAUGGGGUUAACGAUCAUGUAAGUGGUCGUCGAAGCUGCCGGGAGCCGGGAUACAUACCUGUCUUGCAUGCAUGGGCUGCAUCGCGUCGAGAGCAGCCAUCCUGUUGAAAAAUUCUUGAUGUACAUUCGUAAUGGUGGAUCCAAGAGAGGAUGGUAUAAGUGGUAGUUUGCGACCUGGUCGAAGUAGAGAUUGGUCAAAGUGCAUCGAUCAGGCAGAUGCUAGAGACUACGUAGUUGCAUUGUAUCAUCAUCAGAUAGCUAGCUAGAACCACCUUCGGAAUUCUUGUAAGUGAGCAUGCAAGCAUGCUUCUCACCUGCUUACAUGUCUGGAAUGGUCUGGUUGGCAAUGUGUAUCUCUGCUUAACUACUGCAAUGUGCCACAUUUAACAAAAGAAUUUCAUAUGUA